ACUUUGCUAUAUAAUAGAGACGAAAUGUUGGUAAAAGAUUAUCACUUGCCAUCGCUUCAUCCUCAGCUCAAGUGUUCAGCUCAACAGCUCCAACGUUUAAACUAUUAGCUCAAUCAUUUCUAAUAAACAUCACGUAAACAUCAAGCGACUAAAAGAAAGGGAUUUCCAGUAAAAUGCGUUCAGCUUUAUCCAUUCUUAUGCUGGUCUGCCUGACUGCGGCCCUUCACUUCCAGCCGGGUCAUGGCAUCUUCCAGACAUCUACCCAUUUUAAUCUAGAGCAGCUCAUCCAGCAGGGACUUGGUGGAUUAAAAGAGAUGCACGACAAACACUUCGCAGCUAAAAAUGCCUUGAUUUCAUCGCGAAAAAUCGGACUCGACCUCAAAGCCGGCCUGUUGAAACCACUUCUUUUAGUGGCUCUAGCCAAAAUUAAAUUCGCCCUCCUCUUUGGCAAACCUUUAGUCUUGCUGGCCUUAAAGAAACUCUUGCUCCAUGCAGUUUUGGGUAAAUUAUUACUCAAAAUCCCUCUGAUUUUACUCGGUGGCAAAGCCUUGUUGCUCACCAACAUCCUUGCCAUCAAAUUUGCGCUCAUCGCCAAAGGAUUGGUUGGAUUGAAGGCUUCAUUAGCUCUCCUCUUCCUCGGAGGAUUCUUAAAAAACUCUUUAGGAGGACCAGGUUUAACUUUCAUUUUGGGCCUUGCUGGUUCUCUUCUUAAACUAACUGGACUCGGUGCAAAUCAAGAAGACCACGACGAGCCGAAUUUCCCAUCUCUCAUGCAAAAUUAUGUUCCUGCUCGUGUUCCAGUCUACGGGGCACCACCUCCAGGUAAAGUUGGAACUUCAAGUCCGCUAGUUUCCGCAUCGCCCAUCAUUGGCGGAAGCCUCGGAGUUAAAGAUUUCGGGAUCGGCAUUUCUGGUUUCGGAAACGGAGUCAACGGAUCCAGUGGGGGUUACAUCGGCAUCCGCGGAAAGCGCGAAGUUAAAGAAGAAAAUGUCGGCGUGAAUGGUGAAGCAAUGGAUGCAGAUUCACUUGAAGAUGUUCAACUGGAGUUCGAAGCUGCGCGGACCAAUGGAAACGCUUACCUUUACAUGGCUGCGCAGUUUGACGAGCAAUCGUGCGGACAUCGUUUGAUAUGCGAAGUGUAUCAAAAGCCUCGCGAAAGUCUUACGGAAGAUGAAGUUCUUUUGCAAAACAUUUUUGGUUAUCCGCCGUCCCCGAUCAAUGAAGAGGAUAAAGGCACUCCGAAGGAAUUGUAUCACACGGCUGCUCAGUUUGGCUACUCGCAGCAAGGAUGGGCCAGCAAUCAAAUCUGCGCCCGUUCUUAUUCGACUUGCCCUUACAAUGCCCAGCAGUUGAUCCAAAUUUUCGUAUCAGAGGACGUCCCUGCUGAUGAAAUUGAAUCAAACAAUCGACUCGUUGCACAGGCUUCUCAAACUAAUGCCCGUCUGCCUUUCUAUCAUCCUGGACAGCCAACUACCGUUCCAGUCCAACAAUGGAUAUCAAAUGUUCAUCAAAGACAACCUCGUACUAGAAGUAUAUUUUAAUGAAUGAGGAACACACAAGACAAUUCUGGCUUACGUCUAACACAACUUUAUGCAUAUUUACAAAAACUAUCUUUUAAAUUAACUUAAUCAAACAACAUAAGAUGACUAUACAUGCUACGUUCAUAUUCGUGUCUAUGUGAAUGUAACAACUAUAUGCCUAUAUCCUUAAUAGAAAUCAAUCACAAAAUA
Molecule: messenger RNA, 1730 nt
Organism: Daphnia magna
Lineage: Eukaryota; Metazoa; Arthropoda; Branchiopoda; Diplostraca; Daphniidae
Exons: 3
Coding region: 174-1541 (455 amino acids)
Source: RefSeq, a predicted model, not a curated record